Cherax quadricarinatus is the source of this 1051-nucleotide messenger RNA. RefSeq lists its product as uncharacterized. NCBI's taxonomy places the organism in Eukaryota, Metazoa, Arthropoda, Malacostraca, Decapoda, Parastacidae. The record is from RefSeq and is a predicted model, not a curated record.
GUUCAGUACCUGUCCAGUACUUGUGGUCUCUGGCUGGUUUUUAUUAAGUUUUUCGGGGUUUUUAUAGCAACUUGUAGAAAGCCUGAUACAACAGUGAUGGCUUUUCAGUAUAAGAGAAAGGUUUUGUUUGAAGAUGGAAAAAACACAACCUACUGCUAUGUCAGGAUCAAACCGGCGAUGAGGACAGAUGAGAGUACACAACAGUUACCAAGUACUUCUCGUGCUGGACAAGUAGAGGACAAGACACCAGAAAAAAUGGUCAUAACCAGAGAACAGCGUUUACGAAUGGAACGAAGUUAUCAGAGAGCACUCAGGAUUAGGGAGGAGAGGAUGGCAAGAAAUGCAGAGAAUGCUAAAAACCCGGUAGUGGACAACUCAGCAGAAGAUGAUGGGGUGAUCAGCAUUAAUUCUCGUGGCUAUGAAGUACGGCCUUUGCACAAUGAUGGACAGAGGAUUCUAGCAAAUGUACCAGAACCCCCAAGUUCAAGGAUGGCCGUCCCUACUGCAUACACUGUUCCCAGCUGUUUGAUACUUCAUAUUACUAUGACUUUUUCGAAAUUCGUACAUGUGAACAGUGCAGGAAGAAGAAUCUGUAAGAUGAGAUUACGAGGUGUAACUCAAACUUCAAGACAGUUUCCUCCAUUUUAGUUUAUUAUUCAAAGAGAAGCUGAAUGGACCAUUCAGCUGUCUAUCCAUGAAGAUUACAUUUAGUUACAAUUCAUUUAUCCUUUAAUUAUAUUCUCUUAUUGUAUUUAAAUAAUCAGGCUUGUCUUUAUGAAAUGAUAUGCACAUUGCAAAAUAUUAAUUUUCAAGCUUCAUGUGUUUUGAUAUAUUAAAUCUGUGCUUCAUAACCGAGCCUAUAAUAAAUAAACAUAUUUGUUUGCUACAUGUGAACUAAUGCAAGAUUGCAUGUACUAAUUCCUUUAAAGUUUUAAUUGUUCUUCCUUCAGUUGUACCAUUACCAUAUGAUGUAGGAUAAUUACUAACCCUCAUGAAAGAACCUUUGUUUAGUAUAAUUAGUCAAAAUGCGAUUAAAUAGUCAAAAAUGUAA